Messenger RNA from Chanos chanos (milkfish), 3996 nucleotides. RefSeq names its product deleted in malignant brain tumors 1 protein-like. The record is from RefSeq and is a predicted model, not a curated record. The coding region runs from base 1 to 3996 and encodes 1331 amino acids. Gene Ontology annotation, cellular component: membrane. Lineage: Eukaryota; Metazoa; Chordata; Actinopteri; Gonorynchiformes; Chanidae. The transcript has 20 exons.
AUGACUGAUGCUGCAGUGGUGUGUAGAGAGCUGGACUGUGGGGAGGCUGUAGCAGUAUUGCAUAAUGCCCAUUUUGGAGAGGGAUCAGGACCAAUCUGGAUGGAUAAUGUGGCCUGCAGUGGGUCAGAGUCUACACUGAAGAACUGUACAUCAGCAGGAUGGGGCAAACAUAACUGUCUUCAUUCUGAAGAUGCUGGAGUCAUCUGCUCAGGUCAUGUGACCAGACUAGUGGAUGGAUUUAACUUGUGUUCUGGGAGACUAGAGCUUCUACGUGGAAACAAAUGGGGCACGGUGUGUGAUGCUGCCUUUGACCAGCAGGAUGCAGAGGUUGUGUGUCGAGAGCUGGGCUGUGGGGCUCCUGGAGAAAUUCUGGGAGGAGCAGCUUUUGGCAGAGGGGAGGGCCAUGUGUUGUCAGAUGAGUUUCAGUGUGGAGGAAAUGAAUCUGAGAUUUUCCUUUGUCCAAAAUCAACUUCCCAAAAACAAAACUGUUCUCACGAUAAUGAUGUGGGACUUACAUGCAGCGCUUACACAGAGUUCAAACUGGUUGGAGGCCUUGACUCCUGUGCUGGUCGAGUUGAGCUGCGGUACCUGAAUGAGUGGGGCACAGUGUGUGAUGCAUCAUGGGACAUGAGAGCUGCCAGUGUCCUCUGUAGACAGCUGAAUUGUGGGAGUGCUCUGGGGGUCGUGGGGUUGGACCGUUUUGGAGAGGGGAGUGGCCACAUUUGGUCUGAUGUGUUUGAUUGCCAGGGGAAUGAGACGCACCUGUCAGAAUGUGUCAUCUCUUCAUGGAGUCGAGCUUCAUGUUCUCAUGAACAGGAUGUUGGAGUCAUCUGCUCUGAUUCCUCAAAGUCUCUUCAGGAUGGAAUGCUGCGGACCACUGGAGAGGGAGAAUGUGAGGGAGAAGUUGAGCUUUAUUACCGUAAGGCCUGGAGGAGAGUUCUGUUGAACUCUUUUGGUUUCCCUGAAGCAUCUGUGGUCUGCAGACAGUUGGGUUGUGGCUCUGCUGUAAAGUUCUGGACCUCCUUUCCAUCCAGCAUCAAAGGCACUGAAAUGUGUCUGACAGAUUUUUCAUGCUCUGGGAAUGAAGCUCAUGUAUAUCAAUGCAGACGAAUUGCUGGCACAGUCUGCAGUCACAGUGAAUAUCCAUCUGUCACCUGCUCUGGUGAGACACUCAUGUCCCUCAGACUGGUGGGUACUAGGAGUGACUGUGCAGGGAGAUUGGAAAUUUUCCACAAAAACUCAUGGGGAACAGUAUGUGAUGAUUCCUGGGAUAUUGAGGAUGCCCAGGUCGUGUGCAGACAGCUCCAGUGUGGAGAGGCCCUGAGUGUUCCAGUUCCAGCCUGGUUUGGUCCUGGAACUGGACCCAUAUGGCUGGAUGAGGUGGAGUGCCUGGGGAAUGAGACGUCCCUGUUGAGUUGUUCUUCAAAGAGAUGGGGACAACAUGACUGUGGACACAGUGAAGAUGUGGGAGUGGUGUGUUCAGAGUUCAAAGAGGUCAGACUUACUGAAGGCUGCUCAGGGAACCUGGAGGUAUUUUAUAAUGGGACCUGGGGUAAUGUCUGCAUGAACCAGAUGGACUCAGACACAGCCUCUUUAAUCUGCCAAGAGCUGAACUGUGGAAAGAGUGGCAGUGUUGACUGGGCCAGACCAAGAGUGGCUUCAGCUCCAAACUGGCUUGAUUUAAUGAAAUGCAGACCACAUGACGUCACUCUGUGGCAGUGUCCAUCUUCACCCUGGGGUCAGAAUGAAUGCACUGAUGUGGAAGUGGCUCAAAUUACCUGUUCAGAAGAAAAAAAUUUGAAUCCACGAAGUCAUUUGACAUGUUCAGCAUCUACAGCCCAGAGGCCUUGUUCAAACCGUCUACCUCUCAGAUUGAUGGGAGGAGAGGGCCAAUGCUCUGGGAGGCUGGAGGUUUAUCAUAACGGUACCUGGGGCUCAGUCUGUGAUGAUCUGUGGGACAUGAGGGAUGCUCAGGUGGUGUGCAGGCAGCUGGGCUGUGGUCAGGCACUGAGGGCUGAUGGGAGUGUUGUCUCUGGUCAUGGAGAGGACACUGUGUGGCUGAGUAGAGUGGAGUGCAGAGGCAGUGAGUUCCAGCUGUGGGACUGCUCUCUCUCCCUGAAGAACCACACUGACUGUUCCAAAGAGAGACAUGCCAAGGUCACCUGUACAGAUGGUGCCACAAUUUUUGUGAGGCUGGUGAAUGGUGGUAAGCGCUGUGCUGGGAGAGUGGAGGUUCUUCAUGAGGGACAGUGGGGCACGGUUUGCUCUUAUUACUGGGAUAAGACUGAUGCUGCAGUGGUGUGUAGAGAGCUGGACUGUGGGGAGGCUGUAGCAGUAUUGCAUAAUGCUCAUUUUGGAGAGGGAUCAGGACCAAUCUGGAUGGAUAAUGUGGCCUGCAGUGGAUCAGAGUCUACACUGAAGAACUGUACAUCAGCAGGAUGGGGCAAAAAUAACUGUCUUCAUUCUGAAGAUGCUGGAGUCAUCUGCUCAGUUUACACAGAGUUCAAACUGGUUGGAGGCCCUGACUCCUGUGCUGGUCGAGUAGAGCUACGGUACCUGAAUGAGUGGGGCACAGUGUGUGAUGCAUCAUGGGACAUGAGAGCUGCCAGUGUCCUCUGCAGACAGCUGAAUUGUGGGAGCGCUCUGGGUGUUGUGGGGUUGGAUCGUUUUGGACAGGGCAGUGGUCAAAUUUGGUCUGAUGUGUUUGAUUGCCAGGGGAAUGAAACCCACCUGUCAGAAUGUGUCAUCUCUUCGUGGAGUCGAGCUUCAUGUUCUCAUGAACAGGACGUUGGAGUCAUCUGCUCUGAUUCCUCAAAGUCUCUUCAGGAUGGAACGCUGCGGACCAUUGGAGAGAGAGAAUGUGAGGGAGAGUUUGAGAUUUAUUCCCGUAAGGCCUGGAGGAGAUAUCUGGUGAACUCUUACGGUUUCCCUGAAGCCUCUGUGGUCUGCAGACUUUUGGGCUGUGGCAGUGCUACAAAGUUCUGGAGCUCCCAUCCAUCCAGCAUUAAAGGCACUGAACUGUGUCUGACAGAUGUAUUGUGCUCUGGGAAUGAGGCUCAUGUAUUUCAAUGCAGACACAGUCCUGGUGCAGACUGUGCUCAUUACCAAUAUCCAUCAGUCAUCUGCUCUGAUUCAGGUCCCAGGUCCCUCAGGCUGGUGGGUUCUGGGAGUGAUUGUGCAGGGAGACUAGAGAUUUUCCACAAAAACUCAUGGGGAACAGUGUGUGAUGAUUCCUGGGAUAUUGAGGAUGCCCAGGUUGUGUGCAGACAGCUCCAGUGUGGAGAGGCCCUCAGUGCCCCAGUUCCAGCCUGGUUUGGUCCUGGAACUGGACCCAUAUGGCUGGAUGAGGUGGAGUGCCUGGGGAACGAGACAUCCCUGUUGAGUUGUUCUUCAAAGAGAUGGGGACAACAUGACUGUGGACACAGUGAAGAUGUGGGAGUGGUGUGUUCAGAGUUCACAGAGGUCAGACUUACUGAAGGCUGCUCAGGGAACCUGGAGGUAUUUUAUAAUGGGACCUGGGAUCAAUCCUCUCCACCUGAAACCACCACAGGUGAAUGUCAUUGUUAUGAGCUGGAAAGUAAUGACAUCUACCGGUUCCUUACCAACAUCAGUUGUUACCAGAUGGACCACAACCUCAAAGACUCAAUCUCCAGUUCCACGUCAUUCUGUUCCUUUGGCAGUUUUCUUGGUUCUAGGAACACUGCUCCUACUGCUGGUGGUGCUUCUGCCCUUUCCAAGAGGAAACACAUGACUAUAUCUGAAGUGGUGUAUGAGGAGAUUAAUGAAAGAUUCAUCACUAAAAGAACCAGUAACACUGUUCAGAGGGGGGGAAAUGAGGAGGAGGCUACACCAGAGGACUAUGAUGAUGUCAGGUCUGUUGGAGAUGUUCAGCAAAAUGUUCAGAAGAUGGAAUAUGAAAAUGUGGUGGAAGAAACUCUCAAAGGAGAGAGAAAACUCUCUGAAGAUUACGUCAACACCACCGAAGUGACCAAAUAA